Molecule: messenger RNA, 561 nt
Organism: Adineta steineri
Lineage: Eukaryota; Metazoa; Rotifera; Eurotatoria; Adinetida; Adinetidae
Source: the annotation of a GenBank genome assembly
AUGGAUCUCUGUCGAACGACAUUUAAUCAUUUUUCAUGCACAUCAAUUUUCUGUGUGAUUUGGGCACCAUUAUUUAACUUCAUCAUAAUAGUGAUCAAUCCAUGGUGCACGAAUGUAUGGGAUUUUAGUCGAAUUCUUUGUGGUUUUCCAUGUUCUUAUGGAAACAAGGCUUUAAGUGAAUUUGCUUUUCUCUUCAAUAUUACCCUGCCCAGUGUAACCAUUAUAUUGGCCAAUGUAACGUUAGUUAUUCGAGUGAUCUAUCAAAAGAUGUCCCGACAACAAGGAGUGAACUGGCGACGUCAUCGUAAAAUGGUAUUACAACUAUGGGUAAUCUCAUCAUUUUAUUUGGCAAUUUGGUUACCUUUGGUUAGUACACUAUUUAUUGAAAUGACUGUACAACCGUCAUUUAUGAUUGAUCAUUUGGAAGCAAUGCAAUUUGCUCCGUAUUUUAUUCCACUUUUUUUGCCAAUGAUAUGUCUCAGUUCACAACCAGAAUUAGUAAGCAAAAUAAAGAAUCUUAUUCGGAUGCGACCAAUGAACAGAGUUAGCACUGUAACUUAA